Pistacia vera is the source of this 1916-nucleotide messenger RNA. RefSeq names its product F-box/FBD/LRR-repeat protein At4g26340-like. Lineage: Eukaryota; Viridiplantae; Streptophyta; Magnoliopsida; Sapindales; Anacardiaceae. The record is from RefSeq and is a predicted model, not a curated record. The transcript is spliced from 3 exons. Gene Ontology annotation, molecular function: protein binding. Bases 147 to 1808 code for a protein of 553 amino acids.
AGGAAGACUUUGUUUUUCUUUUCUGUGUGGGUGCAUUUCUUUUUACUUAACCAUGGGACUGUAGCUUAAAUGUUUAAAUUUAUUCAACCUCAGGAUUAUUUAAAAUAAGUUGUCUUCUAAUAGUAUUUCAUAAACUUGUUUAUUCCAUGGGCUACUCAGGGUGUGAUUCGAUGGAGAACCGAAUUGAUAAUCUUGAUAGAAUAUCGGCAUUGCCGGAUGAAAUAUUGCACCAUAUUUUGUCAUUCGUGUCACUGAAACAAGCUGUUCGAACUAGUGUAUUGUCUAAAAGUUGGAAAGAAACAUGGCAUACAUGUCCCAUUUUGGUACUUGAAGAUCACCCUCACCGUGAUAUUGCAAGGGUAAAAGAGGUGUUGAAGUUUAUGGAACAAACUUUACUAAACCGUCACAUGGAGAUGAUAAGUUUAAGGAAGCUCAUGAUUAGCUUGGCUUGGUUUUGGGAUGAUAAAUUUGCAGCAUUGGUAGAUCGAUGUGUUUGCUUUGCAAUUGGAAGUAAUGUCAAAGAGCUUAAACUUCGAUUUCCAUUUUUCUGGGGACGAUACAAUUUGCCUCAAAUUGUUUUUUGUGCAAAAUCAAUUAAUGUGUUAGAGUUGGAUCACUGUACUCUGUCACCUCCAAGAAUUGGUGUGCAGUUGUCUUUGAGAAAAUUGUGUCUGGUGGGUGUUUAUGUAGAUGAUCAAAUGAUUGAGAAUCUCUUUGCUAGGUGCCCAUUGAUUGAGUGUCUGACAAUUGAAUCAUCUAAAGGCUUUAAAAGCCUAGAGCUAUUUAGUCUUAGGAAACUCCAUGAAGUCGAGAUAAGUAGCAAUGCUGAACUCAAAAAGGUGGAGAUCAAUGCAUUGAAUGUUCAUUCAGUAACUAUUACUAAUAUGGAAACAUGUGUGAUCAAUGUAGCCUGUUGUAAGAAUCUGAAAUGCUUAGUAUUAUCAGAUCUUUCAAUAACGGAUGAUUGGUUAUGUAAUGUAAUUUCAGAUUUUUCACUCCUCCAGUUCUUAAGCAUAACUUAUUGUCAUAAGUUAAGGAGUAUCAAAAUUUCAUGUCCUAGUCUUAAGGAAUUGGUCAUAAUUGGAUGUGAUUUGGUUGAAGUAAAGCUUGAGACUCCUAAUUUAAGUAUAUUCAGAUUUCAUGGUCAUCCAAUAUCCUUUACUUCAAAUGCUAUGGCUUUGUCAGAAACUGAUCUCUACAUCUAUGGUUAUGAUGAUGAUAUUCAGGUUGAUAUUCAGGUUUUAGUUAAGUAUAUUGAACUUCUUGCGAAAUUUAAUCAGUGUUCUGAAGUGCUAAAUUUGGGACAUUGCACGGGUGCGGUUGUCAUUGUUCCUAGAGAAUGGAGGCAAAUCUUACAUCCCCCUUUAUGCGGUGUCAGACAUUUGAACCUCCUUAUAGAUGAUGAUCUGUUUGAUUUUACAAUUCCCCAACUAGUGGACAGCUUGCUCUGGCUUUCACCUCAUAUUGUGACUAUAUCGAUGAGUUUUCCCUUAGGUCACAGACAUGAGUAUUCUUUUCAGUUCUUAUACAAGGAGCAGCUUAUUCACAAAGCAGAGAAUCCUAGUUGUUGCCAAUCCCUUCCCAUUUCAUGUUGGCAGAAUUGUCUCAAGGGAGUUAAGAUUGAACAUACUGCGACAUAUUUUGCUCAGCCUGCUUCUGUAGACAGGUUCUCUUUAGAGAGGAAGACCUCAGAAAAGCGUUCUUACGGAGAAAGGUUCUAUUUUCACGACAAUAUCUGGGAUGAGCUUAAUAAUCUUCAUUUGAAUUUGAGGAAUAAGUUUAGUUAUCUGUUUGAUGGAGAUAAAUAGUUAUCUGUUUGAUAUCAGUAGCAACUAAGAAAUUCUGGUUUCAUUAUCGAAUUCUCAUGUAACAUUGGGUAACUUUCAAUAGGUAUCAGUUUUCGAGUUAUAUUUUCA